Molecule: messenger RNA, 2503 nt
Organism: Effrenium voratum
Lineage: Eukaryota; Dinophyceae; Suessiales; Symbiodiniaceae
Source: the annotation of a GenBank genome assembly
UCGGUCCCUUGGCACCUUUUGUUUCUUGAAGAUGUCCCAAGCAGAUGCCGCCGGCGGUGCUUCCAUCAUCACCAGGCAGGGGACACUUGCGCUGGAGGCCAAGAAGCCUUUCCUCCCCCUGCGAGCAUUGACCAAGGACCGCCCCGGCGGCCCCGAGGAUGGCGGAGGGCCUCCCAAGCGGGAAGCCGGCGACGUGAAGGGUGCCGUGCAAGCGGACCCCGAGGACUUUGCCGAAUCGCUGCUGAGGAGCUUGGCGGAGGAACCCUACGAGACUGUCUUCGAGGACCCUCCCGCGGGCUGCGCUUGCAUCAAGAACCUGGACACCGGCGAGGCACGGCCGCUGGCGCCGGGGAGCUGCACGGCCAGCUUCGUGGGCAAGCAGAUGGAGCCCAGCCGCCUCCAGAAACGACCCUGGCGCUUGUGGUGGUCCGAGAAGCGGCGCAAGGAUGAUCGCUUGCUGCAAGCAGCAGCAGAAGGGGACGUCGACACUAUGCAGGACCUGCUCACCCAGAGCAAGGCCCAGCCCUUCGCCUCCUGCGGGGCCUUCGACAAGGCGAGCGGCCGCCACGCGCUGCACUUCGCGGUGGGCGCGGAGUCCAUGGAGGCGCUGGAGCUGCUGCUGGACCACGGCGCCCAGGUCAACAUCAAGAGCCGCAGUCGCGCCACCGCGUUGCACGUGGCGGCCGCCCGGGGCCACGUGGGCAUGGUGCUGCGGCUGCUUGCGGCCGGGGCAGAUGCCAUGUGUCAGACGGAGGAGGGGCAAACUGCCUUGCACCUGGCGGCGGCCAAUGGCCGCUCAGAGGCCAUCAAGGCGCUGCUUCAGCAAGAGCCGGAGAAGCAGCUGGUGGUGAGGAACAAGCUGGGGCAGCUGCCACCCCAAAGCUCGGCGGAUGCCUUGACUGCCUUCAUGUUCCGCGGCUUCGCCUUCGCCAGCUGCGGCGUCGGCUCCCGCCGGAACUCAGCUUGCAGCGAGGUGUCCACCGCUGCCUCCUCGACGGACCUGGGGGAUUUGUCGGACCUGGGGUACGGGAUCGGCGCAGCUGUGGACACCUACCUGGAGCGCACAGCCCACGCCACUGGGGCUUUGCGGCGGGACUCGAGGGCCGACGCGGUGCAGCGUUUAUUGCGCACCACGCGCAGGCUGAAGGAGGUGGAACUGCCGGAGAGGCAUUUGACGGAGAAGACCCUCACCGCGAUGUCCUUCAAGGCGGCCUCGCCCAAGGGCUCGCCCUCCAAGUCCCCGUCCGCCUCCAGCGGCACCUCCACGCCCAAGCGGCCCAACUUGGUGAAGAUGAAGUCGGGGUCCUCCCGGGUGGAGAAGGUGGGCCCCAACAGCUUCGAGCUCGUAAAGCUCCUGGGCCGGGGCUCCUUCGGCGAAGUCUUCCAGGUGCGGCACAAGCGCAAUAGCAAGGUCUACGCCAUGAAGGUGCUGCAAAAGAGCCGGAUCAUGAGCAGCAACUUGUUGCGCUACGCGGUCACCGAGCGGAAUAUCUUGGCCUACAUCCGGCACCCCUACAUCGUGUCACUGCACUACGCUUUCCAGACUCCGAGCCACCUGGUGCUGGUGCUGCAGUACUGUCCCCGAGGGAACCUGCAGCAGCUCAUCACGCGCGAGAAGCGCCUGGGCGACGAGCUUUCCCGCCUCUACACGGCCGAAAUUCUCCUGGCCUUGAUUCACCUGCACGAGAGGCACACAGUUUUCCGAGACCUGAAACCAGACAACGUGGUCAUCGAUGAAGAGCACCACGCCUUGCUCACCGACUUUGGACUGUCCAAGGAGGGCGUGGGCCAGCGGGGCACCAAGUCCUUCUGCGGGUCCGUGGCCUUCUUAGCCCCAGAGAUCUUGCUGCGGAAAGGGCACAACCACACGGUGGACAUCUACAACCUCGGGGUGCUGCUCUACGACAUGCUCACGGGGCUUCCGCCGUUCUAUCAUCACGAUCGGGAGACCCUGUUUGCCAACAUCAAGCAUGCGCGGCUGGAGGUGCCGCUGUAUGUCUCCCGCCCCGCGCGUGCCUUCAUUGAGGCCACCAUGGAGCGGGAGCCGGGGAAGCGGCUGGGGGCGCACCACACCUCCGAGGUCAAGAACCACGCCUUUUUUGCGGAGACGGACUUCGAGCAGAUCAUGCGGCGAGAGGUGCCGGUGCCGGAGGCGCAUCCGGCGGAUGAGAGCUCCAUCCCUUGGCUGACGGGCCCGCUGGGCAUGGCGAAGGCUCCGGAGAGCCCCUUCGCCCCGACGGGUUGGCGCAAGAAGUACGCCAAGAUCCCGGUGCCUACGGGGGAUCGCGGCGUCUCUGGCUGGGACUUCGCCUCGGUGAACACCCGCUCCGUAUCCCAGGCGCCCAGCAGCAACAUGGACUCUGAGAGUUCCACCAGCACCAGGCGGCCAAUGGGCCGAAGAGCAUCUUCCGCUUCCUCCAGAGAGGACGUGAAACCGUGACACGGCUCUACUCCAAGGGGUCGAUACCAGACCAAGGGACGAAAUCUGGGAAACUGUCGACCA